Messenger RNA from Phyllopteryx taeniolatus (common seadragon), 4011 nucleotides. RefSeq names its product coiled-coil domain containing 142 (gene ccdc142). The record is from RefSeq and is a predicted model, not a curated record. NCBI's taxonomy places the organism in Eukaryota, Metazoa, Chordata, Actinopteri, Syngnathiformes, Syngnathidae. Bases 431 to 3838 code for a protein of 1135 amino acids. The transcript is spliced from 18 exons.
AGAAGAAGAAGAAACUACGGAAGCCUUCGUGCUUUCUAUGACAACCGAGAAGCAAACGCCUGUUUGGAUUGGCUAUCGAUUUGAUUUAGUCUCGCGAGCAAAAACUAUUUUUAACACCCGCGAGGAUUAACAAAUACAUGGAUGGACAUUUUACAAUGCUUGACUAUCGUUCGACAUGCCAUUGAAGGAAUAUUGCGGUUGGUUUCACUAGCACAGAUAAAAAGAUGACAUUUGUUGCUUUCUCGAAAUGUACCGUGAGUUUCUCCGCUGUCCGACGAGCGUCAUCUGGUUGUGGCAUUAGCUCACUUCACCACGAAGACAUGUUAGCGGGCCCAACACUGGGUCCUGCGACUAACAAGAUUGUACCACACUUGGAACUAAGGAAGCAGUUUCUGGUGCCGAUUCGGGAAGAUACACAGUUGAGACUGCAAUGGAUGAAAACAAACUCUGUAUACUGAAAGACCCUGCUGGAAAGCCUGGUCUAGCAGAAAAAUCCAGAUCAUGCACUCCAGAAGAGGAUAAGAAGACAUGCAUAUCCAGUACAGGAGAAGAAGAUCUGAACACUAAUGGUCCUUGGUCACAAAGGACUAUCUCUCGUUUACUCAGAAACACCUUAAAUCCCCCUAUGAAGUGGCUGUUACCUGGUCACAGCCAAGAUGAUUACGGGGAAGAAGGGGAAGAAGAAAGAAACUUUGUCGUAGCCUGCAACCUGGUGUCCAGAUCCUCCGCACGUAUACUGCGUUUGCAGCAGGCUCUUCUGCGUGUGUCAGUGCAGUGGCAACAUGUUGGUGGGGCACAAAUGGGUUCACCCAAGGUCUGCGUCAAGGGCAGGACUGCGUCAGGUGACGGUCUUCCCGUUGUGCCCGCUUCCCCCUUCUUGAAUAAGCACUACCAAUCUCUGUGGAGACUCAUGGAGCAGAGAUCACUGCUGCUCUUCAUCCACGAGUACACCAGGAGGGUUCAGUCAACGACUGCAUAUAUCUCCAAAGUGGGCCACCUGCUUGACGAUCACUUGAGGGAGUCACACCGCUUAUCCAGCCGAAGCCCACACCUCUGCUCAUCAGCCAAGGUCCAGCUUGUCUCCCUGUGCCAGGAGUUCCGCAUUCAUCUCAAUCACUGGUCUAGUCUGUCUGCAAAGGUCCAGUCCGAUCACUACCUCAGGCGCGCUCUGGGCUUGCAGAACAAGUUGCUGGAAGAAAUUAGACAAACUCUUAAGUUGCUUGGCCUGCAGGGUCUGGUUUUAAUGGAAUGUUAUUUGCAUGCUGUUCUGUUUGCCAUGGGACAGUCUGAUUUGGACCACAUGCCAAGCGAAGUCAUGGCAGAUAUUGUAGCUUGUACAGACCUGUACAACAAGGUAUUGGAGGAGCAGAGAGUACAGCACAACAACACCCAUCCGUGGACUAAAAUAUUAAAACAGAUUUGUUUUACCACCCUGACAAACAGUCAGAGACACCAUCCUGUUGUUGUCUCGGUUAAAGACCUGCUGAAUAUUUUGGCAGUGCAUCAUGCAAACUCGGCAGCUAAUCGGCUCCAUUCGUGGACCGGUCAGCAAUGUGUGUGUAAAUCCGAAUUCCAUACCAAGCAGGGGAUUCCUACCAGUUUGCGGUCCAGAUUCCCCUCAACCUUAACCUGGGAGCAGCUACAGGAUCAAUUCUUUAUGUUCCCCUCCUCUUCUCACACCGGCCACUCUCCUGAACUUAACUUGAAAAACAAUAGCAAGGAAAAUGGUCAGCAUCAUCCUACUUUAGAAAAGGCAACAUUUUCCCUAAUCCAAGAUACCAAUAGGAGUAACUUAUCCCUUCAAUGCCAAACACGUACUUACAGCACUGCUCCUGUACAGACAGCUCUAGAACAUAACAGCCCUUUAAGAAACUUUCAGCAUUUGCAGAAGUCAAGUCCACCCACCAUCUCACUGUCAGGCUUUUUCCAACAGGACCAGUCCAAAGUUGAGCUACUUUUUCAUGUGCUUGUUGCCUCCAACGACCUGCUAGCUCCACUGGUAUCUCAUCCAUUGACCCCGACUACACAAAUGUUUCCGCACUCUGUAACAAUAGACCCGCUACCACCAAAUGGGAAGGCUGAUUCAAACCACAGGAUCAGGGACUGCGAUAUGGAGGGUACUUGCCAGCAGAUUAUUGAACUGGACAUAACCACCAGGUUAGCAGUCAAUCUCAGCUCAGGUGCUGGACAGCAAAGUCCUGGUGUGGCUGUAGGAGAUGUUCAAAAAGCUGAGGAUGAAUGCGUUCAGCGGCCUCGGUCUGUUCAGUGGUUGGACCUCGGCCAGUCGUUGCUGUUUGAUGAUCUGUUGGGACAGUACCGUACGCUGCUGUGGGCUCACUGCAGCAAAGCACUCUGGCUGCAGAUGCAUGUGCCACACAGAGCAAGAAGUACAGAGAGCAUCAACCUCCUCGACAACCACAGGAGGUUCCAAGUCCUUCAGAUAAUCAACCAGGCCUCAGAGACAGAUCAACUUCCAAGGGAGUGCAAAGCCAUGCUGGAGGAGUUCAGUCUCAGUAUGUUAGUCAGUGCAGCACAUGCUCAGUGGGACUAUGUGGUCUGCAGAGGUCUGGGUGCAGCUUUGAAGGACAAGUGUCUGACGGAUGGAAACCAACACAGCAGGUCUAUGGCGCCGUCAUCAAAUCAAGAUGACAGUGUGAUGAUGUCUGUGACCGCAGCGUACUUGCUACAGCUUACUCCUCCUCUACUGUCCUCUCUGUCUCACUGCAAAGCACCAGGUUCUUUGAGCCUUUUCCCAACUCGGACCGCUUUUCACAGAUGGACUCUUAGCUUGACGUUAGCUACAGUGCAAUUGUCCACAGUCUGGGUCAUGUCCAAGUCCUGCCAGUUCCUCUCCUCAUGGAGCCUCAACAAGUUCUUACUCAUCACACAAGGAGACCUCAAAGUGCUGAGCGAGUCGUCGGACAAAAUGGUGCAGCAGACGAAAUCUUUGAUGAUGAACUCCUACAGUAAUUGUCUUUGCACUCCUCAUAGCCAUAAUCCACUUGUACUGAAGCAGCAGCUCCAAAAGGUUGAUGCAGCUUCCUCUGAGUUCCAGGCUUUUUCUUCUCUGGUGCUAAAAACCUUUUCUGAUGACUGCAAAAGGAUGUCUGCGGAUCUUUUCGAGCAGACCAUGCCCUCUGCUGGACACUGGAGACUCAACCCCAGGCCAGGCUUACCUAUCAGUCCCAGUGAGUACGCGUCACUCGCUGCACAGAAUGUGAUUGGUCAGGUUUUGGAUGGUGUGGCAUUACUGUCUGAUGAGAUCCGCAUCCAGGCUCUUAGUUUAACCAUGACUGCUUUCAUGGAGGCGUGGAUGGAACACAUCCUGAAACAACGGAUAAAAUUCAGUGUGCAGGGAGCACUCCAACUGAAGCAGGACUUUGAUUCGGUCAGAGAAUUUAUCUGCUCUGACAGAUAUGGCCUACCAGAGGAACUCCUUCAGCGUCUCCUCAGCCUCAGAGUAUUUCAACAGGUGGACUCUGCAGUAUUAUGCUUGCUUCAGCAGCCGCAAGUCAGACCGUAUCUGCAAAGGAGAGCAUGGGAGCCUUUCACACGCUGCUGUCCCACUAAGAGCAGCGGAGACUGCUUAAAUGCAGCGGUGGGGAGCAGUAUAACCAACCUGAGGGGUAUGGAAGGGGACUACAUGACUCAGUCUAAUCCUUCUGUUGGAAGCACUGACGUCCCUUCAGUAGACCCAUUUCUCCCAGGAGAGCCCUACCUUGCGCCAAGUUUAGCUCUGGGUGCUUGUCAACAGGACUGGUUGGACUUGAGGAUCCGUACCAGUUCUCGCCGCUGGAGGUUGCCAGGACUGCGGUGUCUUUCCAAGUCUGAACCCUAAUCAACAAACAUUGAACUCAUUCUCCGGUUUCACAAGGAGAACCGACUCAUUGAAUGGGACACUAUAUUUUAUCAGCAAUAACACUGUUUUGAAAGUUAUUUUGAAAUAAUGAGUUGAUCUAGUCAUCACACAAGUUGGGUUUCUCUGAGCCAUGAAUAAAUAUUUGAAACCAG